Aspergillus niger is the source of this 1491-nucleotide messenger RNA. RefSeq lists its product as uncharacterized. The transcript is spliced from 5 exons. The record is from RefSeq and is a predicted model, not a curated record. The coding region runs from base 1 to 1491 and encodes 496 amino acids. Gene Ontology annotation, cellular component: cytosol; translation release factor complex. Gene Ontology annotation, biological process: cytoplasmic translational termination. NCBI's taxonomy places the organism in Eukaryota, Fungi, Ascomycota, Eurotiomycetes, Eurotiales, Aspergillaceae. Gene Ontology annotation, molecular function: translation release factor activity, codon specific; sequence-specific mRNA binding.
AUGAGCGCGGCUCAGCCGAACGAAGCGGAGAAGAACAUCGAGAUAUGGAAGGUGAAGAAACUCAUUAAGCGGCUUGAGGCCGCUAGAGGAAACGGAACCUCCAUGAUCUCUCUUAUCAUUCCCCCCAAGGAUCAGAUUUCUAGAGCAGCAAAGAUGUUGGCGGAAGAGUUUGGCACUGCGUCUAACAUCAAGUCUCGUGUCAACCGUCUUUCCGUCCUUUCCGCUAUUACUUCGACGCAACAACGUCUCAAGCUCUACAAUAAGGUGCCGCCGAAUGGUCUAGUGGUUUAUUGCGGUGAAAUUAUCACCUCUGAAGGAAAGGAGCGCAAGAUCAACAUUGAUUUCGAGCCUUUCAAGCCAAUCAACACCUCGUUGUAUCUCUGUGAUAACAAGUUCCACACUGAGGCUCUUAGUGAGCUUCUUGAAUCCGAUCAGAAGUUUGGUUUCAUCGUCAUGGAUGGAAACGGUGCCCUGUUCGGUACCUUGAGCGGCAACACCAGAGAAAUCCUGCAAAAGUUGAGCGUUGAUCUGCCCAAGAAGCACGGCCGUGGUGGUCAGUCAGCAUUGCGUUUCGCUCGUCUUCGUGAGGAGAAGCGCCACAACUACGUACGCAAGAUUGCCGAGUUGGCUGUUCAGAACUACAUCACCAAUGACAAGGUCAAUGUUGCAGGAUUGAUCUUGGCCGGUUCUGCCGAUUUUAAAAACGACCUGAAUCAGUCCGAUAUGUUCGACCAGAGAUUGCAGGCUAAGGUCAUCAAGGUUGUCGACGUGUCUUAUGGUGGCGAGAACGGCUUUAACCAGGCUAUCGAACUGGCAUCUGAGACCUUGAGCAACGUCAAAUUUGUUCAGGAGAAGAAGCUUAUCGGAAAGUAUUUCGAAGAAAUCAGUCAGGAUACUGGAAAGGUCUGUUAUGGCAUUGACGAUACAUUGAAGGCUUUGGAGCUUGGUGCGGCGGAGACACUGAUCGUAUAUGAGAACCUUGACGUUACCCGGCACGUUCUCAAGAGCUCCAGCGGUUCGGAUGUCGUCAUCCACACUACCAAGUCACAGGAAGAGAACCGUGAACUGUUCAUGGACAAGGAGACUGGCGCUGAGAUGGAAGUGAGCGAGCAGCAGUCGUUCCUUGAGUGGCUUGCUGAAAGCUACAAGGACUUUGGAGCAACCCUGGAGUUCGUCUCCGACAAGUCCAGUGAAGGAAAUCAGUUUGUCAAAGGUUUCGGUGGUAUCGGAGCCAUCCUUCGGUACAAGGUCAACUUUGAACAGCUUGCUGACUACGAUGACGAGGAUGAAUUCUACGACGAGAGCGAGGAUGAACGGCCAGAAGAUUCCAGUUCGGACCUUCUGACGGCUCGCCCCGUGAUUCGUGAUGGCGGCUCUCCCGGCAACAUGGCCGCAAUGGUACACACCUUGCCGUUGCCCAGUCAAUCUCCUAUGAAGCUGCUUAGAACAGGGCCAUCCAAGCUCCGUAACAUGUUCACAGAGGUUAUGUAG